This is a messenger RNA of Oldenlandia corymbosa var. corymbosa, 2056 nucleotides long. The record is from the annotation of a GenBank genome assembly. Lineage: Eukaryota; Viridiplantae; Streptophyta; Magnoliopsida; Gentianales; Rubiaceae.
AUUUCUAGUAGACCGUUGGGUACAGUACACAAUCUCAACACCAACUCAAAAACGCCGAACGGUUCAACUGGCAAACCACCCCAUCGGAGGAGACGCAAGAAAGGGAUCCACUCGAAGAUUUUGAUUCUGCAGAAAGAGAGAGAGAGAGAGAAAAAAAUGAGGAUUCCCAAUAUUAUUUGCAGAGCUUCCUGAAUUAAAAAAAAAAAAAAAACCAUGUCUUCUACACCUGAAAACUUCUUCUUCUCUCUUGGCAGCUGAAAACGAAGCUGUGGGGAGCGGUCUGAAACGAUGUCGUGUACCCCUGAGAAACCAAUUAGUCACUCUCCAUUGAAGCUAUGGAGCAACAACAAGAAAGCUCUCAACAAAAUCUUCUUCACAAUGCGUCUCCAAUCUCUCCCCAAACACCCUCCUCCUCCAACUCAACCCCCUUCUCCUUGUUUCUCUCCUAAUCCUAAACCCAACAAAUCCCAUGAUUUUGUCUUCUUGCCGGAGCUCGUCUUCGACAGAACCUCUCUCCUUUCUGAUGAUAUUCUUCUCAAAAUCCUCUCUAAGCUUCCUGCGACCCAGAGGAACUCUAAUUCCUUGGUUUCCAAACGCUGGCUCAAUCUCCAAGGCCGUCUCGUGAGGUCCGUCAAGAUACUUGAUUGGGACUUCCUUGUUUCCGGCCGUUUGUUUUUCAGGUUCCCAAAUCUUGUUCAUGUUGAUUUAGUUCAAGGGUCUUUACUAUCUCCCAGAAAUUCCGGUACUUUGUGCAGUCACAAGUUUGUUGCUUUUUAUGUGGAUACUGAUACUGAUACUGAGCCCAGUCGGUCUCUUGCUUGUGAAAGAUUUUUGCUUUCUACUGAUGACGUUGAUUCCGGGUUGAGGAACUUAGCUAAUGGGUGUCCAAAUCUGAGGAGACUUGUGGUGAUGAAUGCCAGUGAAAUGGGGCUAUUGAGUGUUGCUGAGGAGUGCCCUACUUUGCAAGAACUGGAGCUCCACAAGUGUAACGACCAGGUUCUUCGAGGAAUUGCUGCAUUUCAAAAUUUGCAGAUUUUGAAGCUGAUUGCCAACUUGGAUGGUAUUUAUACUUCCGGAGUUUCAGAUGUUGGGUUGACUAUUUUAGCCCAAGGUUGCAAGAGACUAGUGAAGCUUGAACUAAAUGGCUGCCAGGGAAGCUAUGAUGGGAUUCGAGCAAUUGGACAGUGCUGCCAAAUGCUCGAGGAAUUGAUUUUGGCUAAUCAUCAGAUGGAGGAUGGGUGGCUAUCGGCUCUUUCUUUUUGCGAAAAUUUGAAGACACUGAGGUUUUUGUCUUGUAAGAAUAUUGAUCUGAAUCCCGGGUGUCAUGAGCAUUUGGGAUCUUGUCCUACGCUUGAACGUUUGCAUUUUGAGAAAUGCCAUUUGAGGGAUAAGCAGAGUAUCAUAGCACUGUUUAUCGUUUGUCAAGGAAUCAGGGAGCUUAUUUUUAGAGAUUGCUGGGGCUUGAACAAUGAAGUGUUCAGCGUUGCAAGUAAUUUGAGGAGAGUGAAGUUAUUGUCAUUGGAAGGUUGUUCAGUGCUGACAACAGCAGGUUUGGAGGUGGUGGUUUUAUCAUGGAUGGAUCUUCAGAGCCUUAAAGUUAUGUCAUGCAACAAAAUAAAGGACAGUGAGAUCUCCCCUGUGUUGUCUUACAUGUUCUCUACUCUUGAAGAUCUGCAAUGGAGGCCAGAUACAAAAUCCCUUCUUGCAUCAAAUCUUGGUGGAACUGGCAUGGGAAAAAGGGGUGCUAAAUAUUUUAAGAAGACUUGUGACUGGAAAUCUCUCCCUGGUUCUCAACCUGAAAUGAUGCUGUCAUUCACCUUCAAAAAUCCACUCUAAUUAUUGUAAAGCUGGUGGAAUCUGUAACUUUUUUGUUCCCCAUCAUAUGUAACCGCAAGUUCCCUAAGGCCUAACAUAUAUAUGUAUUUGGUGAACCUGCAAGUUCCCUGAGGCCUAAUGUCGAGUUCAGUUCAGACACAAAAUCGUUUUAUAGGAAAUUAGCAUCCCGAAAAAAAAGAUCAGCUUCUUGUUUGAUGACAGUACUAAUAAUAGAUGGAAG